AUGGUGAAUGUCAAGACGACAUUUGAAUUAGGAAGACAGAGGACAAAGCGAUCGGCCGUCUCCCACACAGGAGCUAAAGUCUGUCAUGAUGACAGUGUCAGCGAAACCCUCGCCAGCCACCAAGCUUAUUUCAAACUAAGAGUUUGCCAGGUGUCAGUAUGGGAGGCCUUUCGCGUCUUCCUGGACCGCAUCCCCAGCAGCAUUGAAUACGACAGCUGGGUCUCCACCUGUCAGCUGGAGUCACUGUGCAUGAUUGACCUGCUCAGGAACUUCUCAGCCUCCCAGGAGCACAUGGACGUGGUCAGCAAGAAACUUAGUGUGCUGGAUGAAUUUGAGGAGGAAAGCCAGUCGGAAACAAGCCUCUCCAACACUCUACCUGAACAAGCAGCAGAGCAUGUGGUGGAGUUCAGUGUUACAGUUGUGGAUCCAGGCUUCAGUGAGCUUCUGAACGACACCAGCAAUCCGCACUACUAUGACUUCACUCGUAGUCUGCACAAAAAGAUGCUGCAUGUUUUUGAUAAACUGCCAGGAUUUAAAGAGUUCAGAAUUUUAGGAUUCAGAGCUGGAGGCGUUUCGGUCCGAUAUGCCGUGGUCUUUGAGACACUCACAUUGGACACUGAAGAAGUUGGUGAAGGAAGUGCCGACGAAGAUGAAGAAGGAGUAGGAUCUGACAGCGGGAACACGGCAUCCUCCAGUCUGAAGCAAAUAGUCACCAAAGCCCUGACUGAAGAGAAGUCCCUCCCUGUGGAUGUAGGCUCCAUCUGCUUCGACCCUGGGGCAUUCACUGUUGAUGAUGAUCCAGUAGCCUUGACCUCCGGGCUCCAUCAGACUACAUUAGCUCCUACAGUGUGGCCACCAGCCAACCUGAUCAUAGAGAAGCAGCUUGAGGGUAAUGUGAACGAGAGUGUCCCACACAAACCAAUGUCCCUCCAAGCUGAAGAAACCACAAGAGGAAAUCUGACUCCACGUGCUACCACAGAACCCACUGCAGAUCGUGUCACUUCCACCACGCAAACAGAGGUCUACCCUAUGCCUUUGAAAGAACCAGUGGAUGUCCCUGAUGUCACCGAGUCCCCCCAACAUGUAGAGGAAGUCACCUUGGGAUCUUCUCCCACUGAUGCACACAGACAGGAAGCUCACAAAGAGGGACCACCAUCCCAAACUGUGGCCCCUCUGCCAAAGGAUGCAGACACCAUGGACUUCCAGAAAGGAUACCCAGCAGAGACAGAACAAGUGGUGGAAAGUGAAGCAUCCACACAUGACCCACCACUGAAUAUGGCACGCCAAGGCAAGGAGUUAGUGGUAUUCUUCAGCCUUAGGGUCACCAACUUAAUGUUUUCCACCGACCUUUUCAACAAGAGCUCCCCUGAAUACCGAUCAUUGGAGAACACAUUCCUUGAGGUGACACAGAUCUCUGACCCUAAAGACUCGUCGAACCCAGGAGCAUCCAGUAAAUCUGAGACUGGGAGACAGAGGACAUUAGCAUCAAUCCCGCUUCUCCCAUAUCUGCAGUCUAAUUUGUCCGGGUUUAAAGAAUUAGAGAUUCUCAACUUCAGGAACGGCAGCGUUAUAGUAAACAGCAAGAUGAAGUUUGCCGAGUCGUUGCCAUACAACGUCACCAAGGCGGUUCACUGUGUCCUCCAAGACUUCUGCAAUGCCGCUUCCAAACGGCUUGACAUCGAGAUUGACAGUCGAUCCCUGGACAUUGAGACUGCCGACCAGGCGGACCCCUGCAGGUUCACGGCCUGCAACGAGUUCUCCCGCUGCGUGGUUAACAGAUGGACCCAGGAGCCCGAGUGCCUGUGCAACCCGGGCUACAGCUCGGUGAACGGCCAGCCCUGUCAGAGCGUCUGCGCCCUGGAGCCGGGCUACUGCCUCAACGGGGGGCAGUGUGAGAUAGUCCCGGGUCAUGGCGCUGCGUGCAGGUGUCCUGUAGGGAAGUACUGGCACUUUCAUGGAGAGCGCUGCACAGAACUGGUGUCUGUGCCUGUAGACCCAUUCCUAUUUGUGAUUUGCUUUGUGGGGUUCCUCCUCUUCGUUCUGGCCGUGAUAGGCCUCUUGCUUCUAAUUAAUAGGAAAUGUAUACGGACGAGAAAAACUGUGACACUGGUGCACUCGCGCAGUCCUUUUUCCUUUGGGAACACUAUGAGAGUAAACCCGGUUUUUGAAAGUGACGAUAGCACAUUGACUCGUGUCUCCAGCCUGAACUGCACUUCGAGUUCCGGAACCAGCUCCUCCCGGUUCUCUGAGCACGACACAUUGGACUCCAUUGAAAACAUGCACCUUAGUAUCGAAAUACCGAGACAGCUGUACACUACGAGGCCGGACAAGUUAGUUUCAGAAAUGGUGGAUUUCCAUCACUGUAUACCGUUCCCCGAGAAGUGGAGAUUGUCUAAGGAAUACAGGACGUCAUGUUGCCUACUGAGGACAGGGGACAACGAAUGCUUGGAGGUCACCGUUUUAUGA
Molecule: messenger RNA, 2466 nt
Organism: Scleropages formosus (Asian bonytongue)
Lineage: Eukaryota; Metazoa; Chordata; Actinopteri; Osteoglossiformes; Osteoglossidae
Gene: impg1b
Product: interphotoreceptor matrix proteoglycan 1b
Exons: 16
Coding region: 1-2466 (821 amino acids)
Biological process (GO): visual perception
Source: RefSeq, a predicted model, not a curated record